AUGGAUUCAUAUGGGCCGGCAUCUCAUGAAAGGGCCUCGUCGAACCUCGAAACAAAGAUGGAUGAAGGAGAUACUCAAAGUAUUAGCGUUUCGUCCGGGGCCAAGUCGAUAUCCAUCUCUAACUCCCACGACUCUUCGGGUGACAUAGAUAGUGUUGAGGAGCAUCGUAACAUGAUGCUUGCCAGUCUACUCGAAGAUUACAUCCGUACCCGCGCUGCCGAGUAUCUCAACGCUACUAAUCCGGGUCAGAACUAUACGAGGCAGUCCCCAGAGGUUCAGCCUCUUGCUCGGCAACUGUUUGCGGACGCAAGCCGAACACUAUCAUCGAAUGGAGUGAUAUCCGACUUGGCGACAUCUGAUGCCGUGAGAAAUUCUCGUCGACAAUACCUGUCAGCCUUAGAUAAUCUGGUUGCUGGCUCUCAAGUCCCGACUUCACACCUCUCCAAUGUGAUGCGCGACUUGAUCCUUGGAACAUCCCAACUUACCCUUAUGCCGCAUCCAUCUAAUGACCUGAAACUGACUCUUCAGUCAACCCCAGCACGAAGUCACUAUCAAUCUUCCUUCCAAGAAGGUGCUCUUUUAGGGAGAGGUGGCUUCGGAAAAGUAUAUGAGUGUUUUAACCCCUUAGAUCGGGGAACAUAUGCUGUAAAGAAGAUCCAGUUAUCCCCGAGACUCGGGAAAAGGUUUCGCGAUGGAAAACUGGAAGAGCUUCAGCAUAUCCUGCGCGAGGUACAAGCUUUAGCUACGCUAGAUCACCCUAACAUCGUGCGAUACCAUGCUACAUGGCUUGAGGAGCCUCAUCAAUCUCAGCCACUCGAAAUCACACAUGAUCCUAGCACGAGAGCCGAAGUAGGCCAAAGGCAACAAUUACUAUUAGAUCACCGGCCAUUCUCUCAAGAUGAAGGGGAUGGGGCGGAGCCGUCACUAAGUGGUGGAGUCGUUUUUGCAGAAGACACUCCAUCCUGCCGUGAUAGCAAAGCCAACGACCGAUUGGUUAACGACCGGCAAUGGUUCGAGCAGCGCACCUCUAGUAAUCCUGCUGUUGAGAGUCUUUCCCUAUCAAAUACUAGCGAUAUAUUCACAGACGGGAAAAGCAGGUUAUCAAACUCAAAUGAAAAGAGGGAGGCGUUUGAAGCAGUCGGAUAUAUCUUAUACAUACAAAUGUCGCUAUACCCAAUGACGCUAGCUCAGUAUAUAUCUCUUUCGUCCGGCGGAAAUAACGCCUUAAAACAUUGCUUUCAUCUUAUUCCUAGUCUUAGGCUCCUUCAUGCCAUACACGCUGGGCUACAAUACAUCCACGCUAAAGGGUUCAUACACCGGGACAUUAAGCCGGGUAAUAUCUUUCUCUCGUUACCCGAUACUGAGCCACGAGGCGGAUACUGUAGCCUGGCAUGCAAUUCCUGUCGAGUGAAGGACGAAAAUUUGCCUCCACGAUGGCUUAAUCCGCGUAUUGGCGAUUUCGGGCUAGUGACUCAGCUCGCGCGCGGGGGGUUGCCCCUAUCAUAUGCAAGCAACGACGGCUCGACAACGUCGAAUCGUCCUGUGGGUACUACAUACUAUCGACCGCCACUAUCUAAAGGUGCGGACGACGAGAAGGUCGACAUCUUCGCCCUAGGUGUUGUGUUCAUCGAGAUGACAUGUCCCUGUACUACAGCUAUGGAACGAGCUGAGAUGCUCAAGGGACUGCAGAUGGGUCACGUACCGACGAGUCUUGGGCAAGGGUUGAAAAACGAGGGAUAUUCCCCUGAAGUUAUCGACGACGUAGUUUCGCUAGCGGAGGCAAUGGUCUGCCCUGACUCUGAGGCUAGAUGGUCUAGCCAGCAAGUGAACGAGGCGGUCGAAAGGGUUUUGCACAGAUGCGAAAGCCCAUAG
This is a messenger RNA of Daldinia vernicosa, 1872 nucleotides long. Its product is annotated as kinase-like protein. Gene Ontology annotation, molecular function: ATP binding; protein kinase activity. Lineage: Eukaryota; Fungi; Ascomycota; Sordariomycetes; Xylariales; Hypoxylaceae. Gene Ontology annotation, biological process: protein phosphorylation. The record is from RefSeq and is a predicted model, not a curated record. The transcript is spliced from 2 exons. Bases 1 to 1872 code for a protein of 623 amino acids.